Molecule: messenger RNA, 1207 nt
Organism: Arachis duranensis
Lineage: Eukaryota; Viridiplantae; Streptophyta; Magnoliopsida; Fabales; Fabaceae
Exons: 6
Coding region: 473-991 (172 amino acids)
Source: RefSeq, a predicted model, not a curated record
AGCAGUUGAAUCAAAUCAAAUCUAAUUCUAAACAACAAUUUCUUAAUGCAACUCAAUGCAAAAACUACAAAGCAAAUGAAAUCUUAAUUCAAAAUAGACACCCAAAAAAAAAAUCUUGAUUCAAAAUCUCAUACCUUCUUCACCUUCAUCAUCCAAUUCAUUAUUACAGUUUAACAACAAAUAAUUAACACAUUGCUGCAUAAUUUAUUCCAAUACUCUUUGCAUUACGUUACUCUCUCUCUCUCUCUCUCUCUCUGAGGAGAAGGGGAAAAGGACGAAGGAAAAAAAAAAGGAGAAGCAUCCAAAAAAGCCAUCCCCAUUUUGUGUUUGCACAUCAGAAGGAAAAGGCCACAAUAAAAUAAAAUUAAAAAAAAGGAUUGCUGUGGAUUCUUUUAUCUCUGCAAAUUCAUUGUGUUAGAUCUGAUUCUAAAGUUUCCUUUUUGGGGUGUUUCAGAUACUGCAUGCAUAUACUAUGGGUGCUUGUGUGGGAUGCUAUAGAAAGCCUGUAGUAGUUACUACAACCGAUUUACCAUCAAAUGAAUUGCAAAAUCAAGGUACCGCAGAGUCGGUAAAGAGACCUACCUCUUCAGAGGAUUUCUGGACCACCAGCACACAUGACAUAGACAAUAGUAUUGGUCAGUCGCAACGAAGCAUGUCCUCGAUUGGUACGACAAACCUACCUGUGGCUCUGCCUAGUGCUUCCAAGACCAGUAACCCUGAAGAAUUUGUAAAUCAUGGUCUUAUUCUCUGGAAUCAGACUCGGCAACGUUGGGUAGGAGAUAAAAGACCUGAGAACCGAUCACAACAAUUGCGUGAACCUAAAUUGAGAACUCAUUGUCUGUGCCUUGCCAACAUUUUUUGGCUUUGCAGUUGGAAUGCCACAUAUGAGAGUUUAUUAGGAACCAGCAAGCCGUUCCGGCAGCCCGUCUCUCUUGCAGAAAUGGUAGAUUUUCUUGUGGAGGUCUGGGAACAGGAAGGCCUAUACGACUGACCGGUCGAAGAUUGAGGUUGCGCCGCCUAUUUGGUUAAGUCCCUGAAAUAAUGAGUUAUAUGCUUCAGUUGGAAGAGGAAGAUUGGCAGUAAAUGCAGUUUGUAUAUCAAAAUUUUCAACAUGCCAAUUUUUGGAGGGAAUUUUUCUCUAUCAAAUCCCGUAGAAAGUUGUAUUAUACUUUUUUCUCUUGUUUAGUUGAAUGAUUCUGGCAGUGUC